Messenger RNA from Colossoma macropomum (tambaqui), 2523 nucleotides. It is a transcript of the gene nr1d4a, whose product is annotated as nuclear receptor subfamily 1, group D, member 4a. Gene Ontology annotation, biological process: positive regulation of transcription by RNA polymerase II; cell differentiation; hormone-mediated signaling pathway. The coding region runs from base 429 to 2153 and encodes 574 amino acids. Lineage: Eukaryota; Metazoa; Chordata; Actinopteri; Characiformes; Serrasalmidae. The record is from RefSeq and is a predicted model, not a curated record. The transcript has 8 exons. Gene Ontology annotation, molecular function: RNA polymerase II cis-regulatory region sequence-specific DNA binding; zinc ion binding; nuclear receptor activity.
AAAACACGUCAGUCACAUUUCCCAGUCACCUGAAAACGUGAUUGAUGUGGGUGUGGAGGGGUGUGUGUCCGUAGGUGUGGAGGUCGAGUUUGACAGUUCAGCCCCGGAGAUGCUCAGCUCAUACACGGCUUUACUCUGAGCGCACGAGCAUUGCACAGGUAGCUGCGAGCUGAACAGAAGCCCGCUGGACACUCUUGCCUGACGGUGUAGUUUUUUGGGUUUUGUCUUUUUUCAAAGGAACGGUUGGCACACUUGCCUCGUGCCCUGUGCUCGCUCCGUUUGGCGCGUGAAAGCUCUGUGCGCCGGUAUUCCAUGAUACCUUCACCUGUUUCGGUUCUGCUUGUGCUGCGCUGAGAAUCUGAGACUGACUUGAGGACAGAGAAUAUAUUUAUUAUUAUCCUUUAAAGCUCGAGUGAGACAUAUCAAGGAUGGACAACAGUCCGGGAGGUGUUAUACUAUAUGCUGGCUCCAACGGCAGUGCCAGCCCUAGCCCAGGAAGUCCAUCCAGUGGGUAUCAGACCCAGUCGCCCUCCUCACACUCCCAGCCUUCAUCCCCAGAGGAGGUCACCUUCACCGAGAUUGGGGCUCUGAAGCAGCAUGGUAGUGGUGGGACACCCCCAUCUCCCAAACUGGUGUUCCAGUUCCCCGAGAUCUACAAUGGCUCCACGACAGCCUCCGGCCAGCAUUCUUACUCACACCCCAUCGCAGGCAAAAGGCCCUGUGGAUUCACUGGCACCUUUACCAAAACAGGAGGCAUGGUUCUGCUGUGCAAGGUGUGUGGUGACAUCGCAUCAGGAUUCCAUUAUGGUGUGCAUGCGUGCGAAGGCUGCAAGGGUUUUUUCCGCCGCAGCAUCCAGCAGAACAUCAACUACAAGAUGUGCGUGAAAAACGAGAACUGCCUGAUUAUGCGCAUGAACCGCAACCGCUGCCAGCACUGCCGCUUCAAGAAAUGCCUGGCUGUCGGCAUGUCCCGUGACGCUGUGCGUUUCGGCCGUAUCCCUAAACGUGAGAAGCAGAGGCUGUUGGACGAGAUGCAGAGCUACAUGAACAGCCUGAACGAGUCAGCAAGCAUGAACAUGACCUCCUCCCCUCCCUGUGAGCCCUCAACAAGUCCCAUAGAGAUUCAGCCCAAAGAAGCCAUCAGCUCCAUGGCCAGAGCCUACCAGGACAUCUUCCCAGGUGGUCAAGACCAUCUGAGAAAGAGGGUGGCCAGCAUCAGCACCAGCAGCAGCAUGCCAACCUCCUUUCAUAGCUCCCCUUCUCAGGAAAACAACUACACCCACACCAACCCUCCUGCAGUGUACCACUCCAGUGCCCCUGUGGGGUACACAGCACCCUCUCUCUGCCCUGUAGCCCACAAUGACAGCAAAUGCCCACUGUCCUCAAUGGACAACGCUCGCUAUAACUUCCCUGCAUCCUCCAAUCAGAACCACUGCCAGUCCACGAUCAGCACGCCUCUGCAGCCCAACCAGGCCAAUUACAGCAGCAGUUAUUCGGCUGGGGAGAUGCAGACCCAGACCUUGUGCCCAUGGAAGCUUGAUGCAGGCUCCAAAGUGCUGGCCUGUCCCCUGAACGCAUGUCCAGUGUCGGCACCAGGGGUCUCCAGUCAGCAGGUGUGGGAGUCUUUCUCACAGUGUUUCACCCCUGCAGUGCGAGAGGUGGUGGAGUUUGCGAAGGGCAUCCCAGGCUUUCAGGACCUCUGCCAGCAUGACCAGAUCAUGCUGCUCAAAGCAGGCACUUUUCAGGUCCUGAUGGUGAGGUUCUGCUCACUCUUCAACCCAAAGGAAAGGACGGUGACUUUCCUUAAUGGACAGGCCUACCCACUUGCUACCCUAAGAGCGCUGGGCAUGGGCUCACUACUGGACGCCAUGUUUGAAUUCAGUGAGAAGCUGGCCUCUCUAGGCCUGGAGUCUGACGAGAUGGCACUUUUCAUGGCGGUGGUGUUGGUCUCUGCAGAUCGUACUGGCAUCUCAGAUACGUCAGCUGUAGAUCAGCUACAGGAGGGUCUGAUCCGGGCACUGCGCGCCUUGGUGACUCGUCGUCGCCCUGACGACAGCACCCUCUUUCCCAAGCUGCUACUGCGCCUGCCGGACCUGCGCACCCUCAACAACCUGCACUCAGACAAGCUGCUGGCCUUCCACAUCGACCCAUAAGUUGUUCACACCAGCAAACCAGCCACAACCAGCCAUGACUGGCCAUUUAGAGCAGGGUUUCCUCUGGUUCAGAGGAAGACUGAUCAUUUAGGAGAAGCAGAGAAGAGUGGAUGAAGCUCUCGUAAGAACAUUUAAACUUUUGUGUCAGAGAGGGCAUCAGACACAAUUGGAAAGACAGUCAUCUCAACUGGACUGAAAGAAGAGUGACUCUCCUUUUUCUCAGUACUUUCCAUGACUCUUAAGAACAUACAAAGCACCCCAAAAUGUUUUCCAAGUGUCAUUUCUUCAGAGGGGAGGGUGUUUCUUAUUCAUGUCAUCGCUAACCAGCUUAACGAUAGAACUGUCAAGGGACUUUUUCCAAGACCAAAAA